Ceratotherium simum simum (southern white rhinoceros) is the source of this 946-nucleotide messenger RNA. It is a transcript of the gene GSX1, whose product is annotated as GS homeobox 1. The record is from RefSeq and is a predicted model, not a curated record. Lineage: Eukaryota; Metazoa; Chordata; Mammalia; Perissodactyla; Rhinocerotidae. Gene Ontology annotation, cellular component: nucleus. Gene Ontology annotation, molecular function: sequence-specific double-stranded DNA binding; DNA-binding transcription factor activity, RNA polymerase II-specific. Gene Ontology annotation, biological process: regulation of DNA-templated transcription.
CGCAGGGAGCGGGCUGGCGGCGGGGCGGCCGCGCACCGGGGCCAUGCCGCGCUCCUUCCUGGUGGACUCGCUGGUGCUGCGCGAGGCGGGCGAGAAGAAGACGCCCGAGGGCAGCCCGCCGCCGCUCUUUCCCUACGCCGUGCCUCCGCCGCACGCACUGCACGGCCUCUCUCCCGGCGCCUGCCACGCGCGCAAGGCCGGGCUGCUGUGCGUGUGCCCGCUCUGCGUCACCGCCUCGCAGCUGCACGGGCCGCCCGGACCGCCCGCGCUGCCUCUGCUCAAGGCGUCCUUCCCGCCCUUCGGCUCGCAGUACUGCCACGCGCCCCUGGGCCGCCAGCACUCGGCCGUGUCGCCCGGGGUCGCUCACGGCCCCGCCGCCGCCGCUGCCGCCGCCGCGCUCUACCAGACCUCUUAUCCGCUGCCCGACCCCAGGCAGUUCCACUGCAUCUCUGUGGACAGCAGCUCGAACCAGCUGCCCAGCAGCAAGAGGAUGCGCACCGCGUUCACCAGCACGCAGCUGCUAGAGCUGGAGCGCGAGUUCGCCUCUAACAUGUACCUGUCCCGCCUGCGCCGCAUCGAGAUCGCGACCUACCUGAAUCUGUCUGAGAAGCAAGUGAAGAUCUGGUUCCAGAACCGCCGGGUGAAGCACAAGAAGGAGGGUAAAGGCAGCAACCACCGCGGCGGCAGCGGGAGCGCGGGUGCCGGCGCGGGCGCACCGCAAGGCUGCAAGUGCGCGUCGCUCUCCUCAGCCAAGUGCUCCGAGGAUGACGACGAAUUGCCCAUGUCUCCGUCCUCUUCGGGGAAGGACGACCGGGAUCUCACGGUCACUCCCUAGGCGCAUGCCUCCCCAGGUCGCCCACCCCAGGCCUUCCCUGCCCCUCAAAGACUGGUCCUGGGGUGCAGCAUUGGUUCCCAGGCACCCGCUGCCAAACGGCGGCCACGCACG